AUGGCGGCAAGGACAGCAACACCGGUGGUUCCAUCGACUGGAUCUAUCCCGAAGCAAGAUGAAGAGUGGCGUGCAAUUUUGUCUCCUGAGCAAUUUAGAAUUCUCCGACAAAAGGGAACAGAAAACCGAGGAAAAGGAGAGUAUACAAAAUUGUUCGACGAAGGAACCUAUUCUUGUAUUGGUUGUGCAACUCCUCUUUAUAAGUCCACCACCAAGUUUGACUCUGGUUGUGGCUGGCCUGCCUUCUUCGAUGCUAUUCCCGGUGCCAUUAAACAAACGCCGGAGGCAGGUGGAAGAAGAAUGGAAAUCACUUGCGCAAAAUGUGAUGGACAUUUAGGUCAUGUUAUCAAAGGAGAAGGUUUUCCCACGCCUACUGAUGAUCGUCAUUGCGUCAACAGUGUUUCUCUCAAGUUUUCUACUCAAAAGACUGCCCAAUAA
Molecule: messenger RNA, 438 nt
Organism: Arabis nemorensis
Lineage: Eukaryota; Viridiplantae; Streptophyta; Magnoliopsida; Brassicales; Brassicaceae
Source: the annotation of a GenBank genome assembly